Molecule: messenger RNA, 3473 nt
Organism: Oenanthe melanoleuca
Lineage: Eukaryota; Metazoa; Chordata; Aves; Passeriformes; Muscicapidae
Gene: GPR156
Product: G protein-coupled receptor 156
Exons: 11
Coding region: 300-2567 (755 amino acids)
Biological process (GO): G protein-coupled receptor signaling pathway; gamma-aminobutyric acid signaling pathway
Cellular component (GO): G protein-coupled receptor heterodimeric complex; membrane
Molecular function (GO): G protein-coupled GABA receptor activity
Source: RefSeq, a predicted model, not a curated record
GCUGAGGGGCGGCCGGCGGUGCCGAGGUCCGCGUUCCACGGCGGCUGUGGGGUUGCUCCUGCCCCGGCCCCGCCACUCCUGCCUGGCUCCCGCAGGUUGAUAUCCUGAGUACGGGUGCUGUCCCCGCAGGGUGGUGUAGCACCGUGCUCUGUGGAAGCCCAGGUCCUGAGCUGACUUUCCUCACUGCAGAGGGCACCUGGAGGGACACUACCGGGGGCACUCCCUAUCCUGGCUCUGGAUGUGCAUCACAUCACUUUGGCAGGGCAGAGGUAUGGCUAGAUGACAGCUGAGGAUGUGCUAUGGAGCCGGGAUUCAACUGCUCUGAGCUCUGUGAUGGCAGCUCCAGUUUUGGCAGCCAGGAACAGCAGCAGAGGGUGCUGCAGGAGCUCUGCACUGUGACAGUGACAUCUUUUGACCACAGUAUGAAGAGUUCCCCAUCCUUCUCUGGUGGUCUCCUGGGAGUUGUGUGGACAUUCCUGACUGGAGGAGUCCUGUUAGCACUCUUCUUUCUCAUCUUCACAAUUCGCUUCAGGAAAAACAGGAUUGUGAAGAUGUCCAGCCCCAAUCUCAACAUUGUGACGCUGCUGGGCAGUAGCUUAACUUACACAAGUGCUUACCUCUUUGGGAUUAAGGAGCAGAGCCUGCCAUCUGGACACUCAAUGGAAAAGCUUAUUCAGGUGAGGCUGUGCCUGCUGUGUGUGGGGACCUCCCUGGUGUUUGGCCCUGUCCUGGGGAAGAGCUGGAGGCUUUACAAGGUGUUCACCCAGCGGGUGCCAGACAAGCGGGUGAUUAUCAAGGACCUGCAGUUGCUGGCGAUGGUGGCAGCAUUGGUGCUGGCAGACACUGUCUUGCUCUUGACAUGGGUGUUCUCUGAUCCAGUCCAGUGCUUCCAAAGCCUCAGCAUCGCACUGCGGGCAACAGAGAAAGGCAUGACAUGCUCCGUGAGCCGGGUCCAGUCCUGCGCAUCGCUCUAUUCCGAUCUUUGGCUUGCUCUCAUUUUAGGGUUUAAGAGUAUCCUCCUGCUAUAUGGGACCUACUUGGCUGGUCUGACUGACAAUGUCAGCUCCUCACCAGUCAACCAGUCCUUGACACUCAUCGUCGGAGUCAACCUUGUUUUCCUGGCUGCUGGCACCACCUGCUUAAUUCACCGCUUCUUCCAUACUUGGCACAAUUUGCUGUUUGGUUUUACCUCUGGAGGCAUCUUUGUGUGCACAACCACGAUCAACUGCUUCAUCUUUGUCCCACAGCUCAAGCAGUGGAAAGCCUUUGAAGAAGAAAGCCACACCAUGAGCCACAUGGCAAAAUAUUUCACCAGCCCAAGCAGGAGCUGCCACUCUGUGUACAGCGAAGAGCAGCUCUACCAUCUCAUAGGAGAGAAAAACUCUAUGAAGCAGCUGCUCACCGAGAAAAAUGCCGUGAUUGAAAGCCUGCAGGAGCAAGUGAGCAGUGCCAAGGAGAAGCUGAUGAGGCUGAUGUCUGCGGAGAGCAGCUGUGACCCCCGUGCGCUGCCAGCAGCUCCCUGUACCUGGAGCUCAGGGCAGCCUGGAGAUGCACCAGGGGACUGCUGCCCCCCAGAUCCAGAGAGGGAUGGGUGGCUGCCCCGCUGCUUGCUGGGCACAUCACCUCUUGGCAGCAAUGCCCAGGCCCUCCAGAAACAUGCAACCCGGGAGCCUGUUUGCUCCCAGAUGCUGCUUUUUAAUACAGGGGACAGCACUGAAUGUGGCCUGAAAGAGGUCCAACAGUGUGGGACACCUGCAGUGCAAGGGCAGCAGCCAAAUCAGGACAGCUCAGCUGGUGUAGCCUGGGAGUCGUCCCCCAAAGUCAGCUAUGUAAACAGCAAUAAGCUGUGGGAAAUCUUGCAAGAGUUAAGCCUGGAUGCCAAAAACUACAGCCCAGCCUUAUCUGCAGGGCCCCCAUUUGGCAACCAAGGCACCUCAGGCAAGCAGGGAGAAACAUGGGUGGGUCAGGAGGGCUAUCCAAGCAUUCACACACGCUACCUGGCAAAGCAUCAUCUGAGGAUCACAUUGCCCCCUGCCUCCACAUUCUUUCCUGGACCUGUAACCUCUCAUACCAGCUGCAGGGUGAAGGAGGUUGGCAGCUGGGGUCGUGGGGAGUCAGCGCAUAACUCCCUGGGAACGGGAGGGAAGAUGGCUGGCAGAGGGCUCCUUCACCUUCCAGCACCAUCCCCUUCAGAAAUCCCAAGGGAGGCCAGCCUCCAGCCAGAGGGAUGGCUGGGAUGGCCCGAGUCCCAGGGUGCUUCAUCAUGCAUCCCACAGGAGCAGCAGAGGUGGGAGGGCACCCUGAGGGGACCCGCUGAGCCCUCCCUGCACUCACUGUACUAUUACCCAGACUCUGACUCCAGCAGCAGCAGCUCUGAGGAGAUGUUUCAUGGGUGCCACCGACCCUGCUGCAAGGUUUGCUUCCAGAGCCCACGUGGCUCCCUGGACAGCAGUAGCAUGGACAUGGACAUAGAGCCCAUGGACUGUGACAAUCACCAGACUGAGCGCCACGGCAGGACCCAGCCUGUAGUGAAUUUCAAAGACGAUCUGAAACCCACUUUUGUGUAACUGGGAGCACCCCUGCCCCAAAGGCAAGUGCCCUCCCACCCCUGCAACACUGCAUGUUUUCAGCAAUGCUAAAAGCACACAUCCUUCUGGGGAAUGUGCCUUGCCCCUUCCAGAUUUGCAGUGUCAGCCCCAGCCUGGUCAGCUGUUACUGCAGCCUGAGUUUGGCUGGGAGGGGGAUUGGCAGCACUCAGGGAGGUGGUGGUGGUGGCUUUGUGCUGGCUACUCUGGGCAGGUGCCUGUGUCCCGCAGGUAGCCGGCAGUUCUGUCCAUCAUAGUGCCAGCAGUGGAGAAACAGGGGCUGGGGGUCUGUGAGAGCCCAAACUUAUCUCCUCAGAGAACUUUACCUGUGAGACCUGCAUGAUUCACACUGGCAGGGAGCAGUAUCCUGCCUCAGAAACAACUGCUGCUUCUUACACACCACUUCAUAUGGACCAACAGAGGACUCCUCCUGAGGCUGCCCAAGCAGAGCAUCCUACUGGCAUCAUCCCCAGCUUAGGAUGGGAGACAGACACCAGAAGCGGUUGCAGGCUGCCACUCACCUGGGGUGGGCUGCUUCCAAGCAAAGCAAGGACUUUGGAAUAGGGUGUGCAUCACAAACUUUUGGGUUUUGGUGGGUUUUUUGUAGCCUCUGAAUGAGAAAAUGGAGUCCAGAUGUGAUGUCCAUGGAGGUGUCUUUGAAUUUUGUAUUUUUCAGGUGCAUUGUUGUAGGUGAGACUCAGGUCAGUGCUGAAGGGAAAGACAACCUAGCCAUUGUAAAGGAGGAUCUGAAAAGGGGUUUCUUCUUUUACCUUCAUUUCUGGGUCUUGUGCCCUUCUGUCUUUGUAUGGAUGAUGUAGUCUGGAAUAAGGUUUGUUUAAAUUAAUAUGCUCUGUUUAAUUUUUAUCUUAGAACACCAGGAACAGUAAA